AUGGCCCUGAUCGUUGAGGUGUACCAACAAAUAGCCGACAAAGGCAUCUUGUCGAAACCCCACCAGCUCAAGGACAGAACUGGCGGAAACAAGAAUCUCUACUGUGACUACCACAAAGGUUUCGACCAUAAAACCCAAGAUUGUUUUGACUUGAAGGAUGCUUUGGAACAGGCAAUUCUUGAAGGCAAACUGUCGGAGUUCUCACAGUUCAUAAGAGAACCAAGGAGGCAAGAACUCGAAGAAGACAACGACCGCGGCUUCACUGUCGUGAAAGUCAUAGUCGGAAGAAACAUAGCACUGAGAUCGAAGUCGGCAGCAAAGAAAGACGCCAAGAUUCUGGCCGUAUCAUCAACUAACCAUGGACCCUCCCCCAGGAGAACCCCAAGGAUAUCAUUCGAACCAGAGGACCAAUGGUUCCACGACAUCCCGGAGAACCCUCCCAUGGUAAUCACGGCAAAAGUGGGAACAGGUUUGGUCAAGCGAAUUCUCGUUGACACCGGUGCCGACUCCAACAUUAUGUUCAGAAACGUGUUUGACGCCCUGGGCCUCCGAGAAACCGACUUAAAAACUUAUCAGCACGGGGUGGUCGGCCUAGGAGACAAUUUUAUAAAACCUGACGGGAUAGUCUCCCUCUCGGUCUCUAUAGGAGGGGGUCAAGGAAAGAGGUCGCUAAUGGCAAAGUUUGUUGUUCUGAGGGACUCCACGGCUUACAACCUUAUCUUAGGGAGGAAAACAAUCAACGAGUUCUGUGCGGUAAUAUGCACUAAGAUGCUGAUCAUGAAGUUUGUAGCCAACGAUGGAUCGGUGGGAUCCCUUAGGGGAGACUUGGAAACGGUGGUCGCGUGCGACAAUGCCAGCCUUUCCCUAAAGAAGAAGUCGAAGGAGGCGUCUGGGAUCUUCCUAGCCGAUCUGGAUGCUAGGAUUGACGAUAAACCGAGACCAGAGCCUGAAGGAGACCUGGAAAAGUUUAGGGUCGGGGACUAA
This is a messenger RNA of Arachis ipaensis, 984 nucleotides long. RefSeq lists its product as uncharacterized. Gene Ontology annotation, biological process: proteolysis. Lineage: Eukaryota; Viridiplantae; Streptophyta; Magnoliopsida; Fabales; Fabaceae. Gene Ontology annotation, molecular function: aspartic-type endopeptidase activity. The record is from RefSeq and is a predicted model, not a curated record.